Molecule: messenger RNA, 903 nt
Organism: Pelodiscus sinensis (Chinese soft-shelled turtle)
Lineage: Eukaryota; Metazoa; Chordata; Testudines; Trionychidae
Product: inter-alpha-trypsin inhibitor-like
Molecular function (GO): serine-type endopeptidase inhibitor activity
Source: RefSeq, a predicted model, not a curated record
CCAAACUCAGAAUGAACAGCUGUGGAAUUGUGCUCGCUGUGGUUUUAUUUUGUGCUUACCUUGUUUUCUUUGCAUCAGCAAGACUGGAAGUGGAGCGAACUCAUUGACAUUCUGGACUCCAUUUAGACUGCAGUGAACUGAGAAAACACAGUAUGUAAUGAGCCAAUGGAUGAAGGGAUACAUGGAGACAAGAUCGGGAUCCGACUCUACUAUGAUAAAACCACAGAUCGCUGCAAACCAUUUGCAUACCGAGGUGCCGGUGGCAACGGGAAUCGCUUUUUCACAGACAGGCAGUGUAUGAAGAGAUGCUCUACGUUAGCUGAGCAAAUCUAUCCAGAUGAUGACCGUGUUUGCCUCUUGGAGAAGGAUCUUGGACAUUGUAAAGGAACGUACUUGUUGUGGUAUUUUGAUCAUACGCUGAAGAAGUGUAGGACCUUCAUUUAUGGAGGUUGUGCAGGAAAUGGAAACAGAUUUGUUAAUGAGACAACCUGUUGCCAAAAGUGUGCUCAGGGUCCUGCCUGUGAACAAACGGGAAAGGAAGAUGAAGGAACUGAUGUAGGCUUGGUGCUUGGAAUCACUGUGGGAUGUACUGCAGCAGUUAUCUUAGUAUCCACACUUGCCAUUUGCCUUAAGAAAAUUGUGAAGAAAUAUACAGUCAGAGAAGAGAAGCAAAAUAAAACCAUGUCUAAUAUAGAAAUGUACUAACCAGGAAGAGAAACCUUCUUAUUUCCUUUGAUUAAUGUAGUGAAUUCCCUGAUUUGUAUCAUAUUGUUUUGUUACAUGUAAUACUGUUUAUACUUUGUCCUUCCCCAAAACAUUUUGCUUCUGGGAAAAAUCAGGUCUAAUCAUACCAACAGACUGUAUAGUCUUCCUUUUUUGGUAAUAAAUUUUAUAAAGAACCUA